Molecule: messenger RNA, 710 nt
Organism: Egretta garzetta (little egret)
Lineage: Eukaryota; Metazoa; Chordata; Aves; Pelecaniformes; Ardeidae
Gene: AHSA1
Product: activator of HSP90 ATPase activity 1
Exons: 7
Coding region: 129-632 (167 amino acids)
Source: RefSeq, a predicted model, not a curated record
CAAAGACAGGGGUGAAAUACAAAGGUUAUGUGGAGAUUCCUAAUCUCUCAGAUGAGAAUGACGCCGAUGAAGUUGAGAUCCAUGUCAGCCUUGCUAAAGAUGAGCCUGACACUAAUUUGAAGACCCUGAUGAAGCAAGAGGGUGCAAAAAAAAUUAGAGAUGCAAUAAAAACUUACAUCAGCACUCUCAAAACAGAAUUCACCCAGGGCAUGAUUUUGCCCACAGUGAAUGGUGAACAUAUGGAAACAACACCUCAGGUGGCUCCUAAAGCAGAAGACCGCAAGACGGCCGCUAGCAGCAGCACUGCCACAUCACAGUCCAAAUCCAUAGGAGUCAAGAUUCCUACAUGUAAGAUCAGUUUGAAGGACACCUUCUUAACAUCUCCCGAGGAGCUCUACCGGGUAUUUGUUACUCAGGAGAUGGUCCAAGCUUUCACCCACGCACAAGCCACCUUGGAGGCUGACAAAGGAGGCAAGUUUCAGUUGCUGGAUGGCAGUGUCACAGGAGAGUUUGUUGACCUAGUCCCUGAGAAGCAACUUGUUAUGAAAUGGAGAUUUAAAUCUUGGCCAGCUGGGCACUUUGCAACAAUUACCUUGAACUUCACUGACAAAAAAGGGCUUCCCUGCCAGUGAGGAAGAAAGAACAAAGCAAGGCUGGCAACGCUACUACUUCGAGGGCAUUAAACAGACAUUUGGCUAUGGCGCACGCUU